Molecule: messenger RNA, 291 nt
Organism: Trypanosoma theileri
Lineage: Eukaryota; Euglenozoa; Kinetoplastea; Trypanosomatida; Trypanosomatidae
Product: pterin-4-alpha-carbinolamine dehydratase
Exons: 1
Source: RefSeq, a predicted model, not a curated record
ACUACUUUACGAAAGCCCAAAACGCAGAGUGAGUUUCUUAGUGAUUUAUUAUAUUUCCACGCCAACUUCUUCCCGCCGCCGCCGCCUCCCCGUCUUCCCUUUGGCCACCGCCGCGGCCGGGCGGAGCUGUGGUACCACUACGCCUCCAAGUGGGACAUCACCCACCGCCUGCCGCCGCCGCCCCGCACGCCGCUGCCGGAAAUGGCAUUAGAGCAGCAGCAGCAACUCCAGCGGUUCACCCGCACGCCAUACCACGGCGAUCGCUGGCUGAAGAUAUCGGAGCGGUGGUAU